Messenger RNA from Electrophorus electricus (electric eel), 1287 nucleotides. It is a transcript of the gene ttll2, whose product is annotated as tubulin tyrosine ligase-like family, member 2. Gene Ontology annotation, biological process: protein polyglutamylation; microtubule cytoskeleton organization. NCBI's taxonomy places the organism in Eukaryota, Metazoa, Chordata, Actinopteri, Gymnotiformes, Gymnotidae. The record is from RefSeq and is a predicted model, not a curated record. Gene Ontology annotation, molecular function: tubulin-glutamic acid ligase activity; tubulin binding. Gene Ontology annotation, cellular component: ciliary basal body.
AUGGCUACAGGGCCAUGCACUACUGAGUCCCUUGUGUUUCGGCUCAAUGAGAGCACUCCUGAGGUGUUGUGGGAGGUGUUGCUUGAGCGUGGUUGGGAAGAGUAUGACCCACUGGAGCAGGAUGAACAGGACUGGAACCUCUACUGGUGCAUGUCUGGCUUCCGUAACUCAGACUAUGAGAAUGUCUUACUGUGGCAGAGGCUGAACCAUCUCCCCAAGACCAUGCGCCUCGCACGCAAAGAUUGGCUGGCACGCAGUCUGAGAAGGAUGAGGGGCACGUAUGGUGCCAGACUGUAUGGCUUCAGUCCCAUGGCCUUUAUCCUCCUGAAUGACUACACCAGGUUUCUUAAGUAGUACACAAAGCUGGGAGCUGAUGGAAAGUGAAGCUACUGGAUCUGUAAACCAGUGAAUCUCUCUCAAGGGAGAGACAUCUUCAUCUUUGAUGACAUCAAGAAUUUGACUCAUGACUCACCUGUAAUCAUACAAAAAUACCUCAGCAACCCCCUUCUGAUCUCAGGCUACAAAUUUGAUUUGAGGAUCUAUGCCAGUGUGAAGAGCUUCUGUCCACUGACAAUCUACAUGUAUCAGGAGGGUUUAGUGUGUUUCGUGUCAGAGAAAUACAACCUAGCAUCUCUGGACAAUCUGUUUUCUCACCUGACAAACACAAGCAUCGACAAAUUUGGUCCAUUCUACACUACAGACAAAGAGCAGGUGGGUCAAGGGUGUACGUGGACCAUGAGCAAAUUCUGCAGCUUUCUCCACAGUCAAGGUAUCAAUGAAAUUCUGCUCUGGCAAAAAAUCAACAACAUAGUGACACUGACUUUGCUCACUAUUGCCCCUUUGAUUCCUUCCUCCCCUAACUGCUUAGAAUUGUUUGGCUUUGAUAUCCUCAUUGAUUGUCACUACAAGCCAUGGCUUUUAGAGGUCAGUUAUAGCCCUGCACUUUCUAUGGACUGCCCUGCUCAUAUAAUGGUCAAAAAGAGUUUGAUAAAUGAUUUCAUUGACCUACUGAAUUACACAAUGAUUGAUGGCCUGAGACGGAGAGGAUAUCUCAGACAGAAACAAAGACGCCCAUCUAACUCAGGCACACGUGAAGGCAAGUUACCUGCAAUUCACAGUCAGAGAGUCGAGUCCCCAGGUCAGAGAACUCACGACAAGAAUGUACCAUCCCUCUGUGUGGGGGACUUCAUAUUGACAUUUCCUUUUAAUGACAUCACUCAUAAAGCCUCACAAGGCCCAUUGGAUGUAAAGACUAUAGUGCAUAAGGUUCGCAAGCUCACGAGUUAG